Juglans regia (Persian walnut) is the source of this 2088-nucleotide messenger RNA. RefSeq names its product cation/H(+) antiporter 4-like. The record is from RefSeq and is a predicted model, not a curated record. NCBI's taxonomy places the organism in Eukaryota, Viridiplantae, Streptophyta, Magnoliopsida, Fagales, Juglandaceae. The coding region runs from base 1 to 1842 and encodes 613 amino acids. Gene Ontology annotation, biological process: regulation of pH; proton transmembrane transport. Gene Ontology annotation, molecular function: antiporter activity. Gene Ontology annotation, cellular component: endomembrane system; membrane. The transcript has 3 exons.
AUGGAUAUGAAAGUGUUAAAAAGGAUGGGAAGAAAAGCCUUAUAUACUGGUAUUGCCUGCAUAUUGUUCCCUUUGAUAAUUGGCUUGUCACUUGGACUGUCCCUUCAAAGAUCUUGGCUCACCAAAGAAGAAGCAUAUAGUCUUCCAAUUCUGACAGCAUUUCAUAGUUUAACUCCAUUUCCGGUGGUCGUUUACCUUCUUGAGAAACUCGAGAUCUUGAACUCUGAACUUGGUCAAUUAGGCCUAUCUGCAGCAAUGGUUUCCGACGCGAUUGGCUUGUUUCUUCUUGUUCUUGCCACAUGGAGUAUGGUUGCCAGGGAGAAGGGUUAUUUUAAUGGUACUUUUGUUGGAGCUUCAACCAUUAUCUAUCUCUUAACCGUUGUAUUUGUUUUUCGACCCGCAAUGGUUUGGAUAGUCAAGCAAACACCCAAAGAUGGACCGCCUUUAGGAUCUGCCAUUGUCAACAAGUUCAACUGCUUCACUGAACAUGUGCUUCUUCCACUCUUUGUAACUAUAUCUGCUAUGAAGGCAGAUCUAGGUUUAAUCAGCCUCGGUAGCAACUUGCUGGCCUUCGAUAUAAUCCUCCUUAUCGCGACUUUUGCUGCUAAAAUGGUGGCCUGUUUGAUUCCUCUCUUGUACUCCAAAAUGCCCAUAAAUGAUGCUAUAGCACUUGCUCUCAUUUUGAGUUUCAAAGGUGAAGUUCAGCUCAGCUUAUAUUCUUACUCCGGAGAUCACCAGGUCCAACUUAUACUAGACAAGACGCUUUCCUUAUCGAUAGUUGCGAUCCUAAUUAAUGCAACUAUUGCACCAAUCUUGGUGAAGUACCUGCACGAUCCUUCAAGGAAAUAUGCAGGUUACAAGGAAAGGGAUAUCAUCCAUAACAGACGCAAUGCAGAGCUUCGGAUCUUGGUGUGCAUUCACAAACCCGACAACAUUCCUACGGUUAUCAAACUACUGGAAGCUUCAGGCCCGACAAGACAAAGACCCCUUACUAUUUAUGUUCUUCACCUUAUCAAACUGAUUGGCCGAGCCUCCCCCGUUUUUCUCUCCCACCAAAUGCAGAAAAAGACUCUCUCCAAAACUUGCUAUUCAGAGAAUGUGAUUAUCGCAUUUAAUCGCUUCAAACAAGACAAUCUGAAUGGCAUAUCACUGUUGCAUGUUUUCACUGCCAUCUCUCCACCAAAGUACAUGCACGAAGACGUAUGCAAUCUUGCACUGGACAAGCUCGCGUCCCUCAUAGUACUCCCAUUCCACCGGAAAUGGUCCCAGCUUGAUGGGUUUGUUGAAUCGGAGGACUGUGCUAUAAGGACUCUGAACUGCGGUGUCCUUGAACUAGCACCUUGCUCCGUGGGGAUCCUUGUUGAUCGUGGCCGUUCAACUAUUCCAGCAGAUUCAUCUUAUUCUGUUGCAAUGAUCUUCUUAGGAGGGAGUGACGAUCAAGAGGCAUUAACAUUGGCGAAACGCAUGGCCAAUGAUAUGAUGAACAUCAAUUUGACUGUGGUUCACUUUGUUGCAUCUGGGAGUGAAGAGAUUAUAGAUUGGGGCGAUUUGCUGGACCAGCAGGUUCUCAAGGAUGUUAAACUUAACAAUGUGAGUGGUGGAUGUGUGACGUAUAUAGAGGAGAUGGUGGAAGAUGGACCUCAGACGGCAUUGCUAAUUCAUUCUAUGAUAGACGAGUACGACCUUAUUAUAGUUGGGAGGCGGCACAAUAUAGUGUCCCCUCAAACAUCAGGGCUUGCAGAAUGGAUUGAAUUCCCAGAGCUGGGUAUCGUCGGAGAUCUUCUUGCCUCCUCAGAUAACAACACCAGGACAUCCGUUUUGGUGGUGCAGCAGCAGCAGUAGCAACAACGACGACGGGCAAUAUCCUAGUCAUGGUUAGAUAAGUGAGAUCCAUUUUAAAAAAGAAAAUCUGUUUUUUAAUAGAUUCAUUUUUGGUUUUCAAAAAAACUGCACGUAGUUCUUAAACUUAUAAUUAGCAUUACUCAUUUUGGUUGAAAAUGAAAGAAGCCACACGGGAUUGUGUAGUGAUCUAUUAUUAUCAAUUCCAAACAUAUAUCGAGGCAUCAAACAUUAUAUUUUGUGAAUUUA